Messenger RNA from Aspergillus steynii IBT 23096, 609 nucleotides. Its product is annotated as glutathione S-transferase family protein. The transcript has 3 exons. The record is from RefSeq and is a predicted model, not a curated record. NCBI's taxonomy places the organism in Eukaryota, Fungi, Ascomycota, Eurotiomycetes, Eurotiales, Aspergillaceae. Bases 1 to 609 code for a protein of 202 amino acids.
AUGAACGUCUUCCCCGAACAACCCAGCCUGAUCAAGCUCGACGCCUGUCUGGGCUCCCGAGACGCCGCAGCGAUUACCAUUCUUCUGGAAGCAUUGCAUCUUCCAUAUACGCUGAGUCUCUUCACACCACAUCCAUUCCCUCCGGUGCACCAUGCAUAUUUCACCGACAUACUCCCCGACGGAAGCAGAGUCGACCUGAACGACGUCCUCGAAAUAGCAUCGUACCUCAUCGACCGGUAUGAGCAGGAAAGGCGACUUGUCUCCUACAAGCCUGGAACGGAGGAAGAUUUCGAGGUCUGGCGCUGGGUGCGACUUUGGUCUGAGGAGCCACUCCCUGCAGCACCGGCUGAUCAGGCAGAUGUCGUACGGAGAAUGUUACACCGGUAUCUCCUUCUCGAGCAGCGAUUGCAGAAUCAAAGGAGCGGUGGGUAUUUGGUGGGAAAGAAAUGUACGAUGGCGGAUAUUCUCUACUUCCCUGCCAUCGCGGCGGCGGAGUCUCUCGGGCUGGAUCUGGAGAUGUUUCCGGAGCUGACGGCGUGGUUUAAUCGGCUCUGGGGAUUGGGAGCAGUGCGCAGGGGAAUGGAGGCUGUGAGGUUGGCGAUUAGUUGA